Molecule: messenger RNA, 1944 nt
Organism: Fomitopsis serialis
Lineage: Eukaryota; Fungi; Basidiomycota; Agaricomycetes; Polyporales; Fomitopsidaceae
Exons: 3
Coding region: 44-1738 (564 amino acids)
Molecular function (GO): protein heterodimerization activity
Source: RefSeq, a predicted model, not a curated record
AUCUGCAACGACGACGAGGGCGGCUCAUCCGCCCACGCUGGUCAUGGACGCAGGAGCCCGCAGACUCCUCGAGUCCGUCACCCACGAAACCCUCCAUGCCCACAACUUCGCCCGCUCCUCCACCCAGGCCUCCGGCGUCCUCACCGACGUCCUCCACCGCUAUCUCGAGCUGCUGACGACAUCAUGCGCAAAGUACGCCGAACACGCGGGGCGGCUCUCCCUCACCCUCCGCGACGCGGUCUCCGCGCUCGAUGAGCUCGGCCUCGAGGUGGACGAGCUGCAGGAGUAUGCCGCGGGCGAGGGCAGGGAUAUGGCGCGCUAUGCCGUGCAUUCGCAGAGACGGAUCGAGGACCUCGCGGAGUUCAAGGCCUCUCUGGCGGUUGGCCUACGAGAGGACCGCGACGAUGCGAUCCCGCUGGUGUACGCUCGCGUGCCGACGCCGUCACUCGAGGAAGAGGGGGAAGAUGGGAGUGCCAGCGAGGUCGAGGACGACUUGCGAGAGGAAGACAACGACGACGAGGACGAACCCUUCCCCAUCGAUAUGGACGGCCACAUCUCCGAACUGGAGCCCUUCGCAAAAGCACGAGAAGCCCCGAAGAGUAUGCAGCCGCUAGCAUCACCCCCGCUCCCAUUGUCGCCAAUAUCGAAUCCAUCCACACCGCCGAGGAAGCGACCACGCACAUCAAGCUGGCGCCCGCCGUCCUAUGUCCCUGACCACCUUCCGCCCUUCCCUACCACAUCGCCACGACGUUCUCCGUCGUCUCUACCUCAGGAUGCACCUGUUGUGUCCGAUCCUGUAAAGGUCGAACGCCCUCCCACACCACCUCCGCCCCAGAUUGCCACCACGACAUCCUCUGCUGAUUAUCUGACACCUACACCUUAUGCGCAGUCUUCAUUAGCUGCAACGACCGGCCCGUGGCAUCUCCCGUCUGCCCCUCCAUAUACAUCAGACUCGGGCGCACAAUCACUUUCUCGCGCUGCGAUCCCGCCAGUCCAACCGGCUCUCCUAGGCGCAUACCACCACGUUCUCACGCAUCCGCCCCCACCAAACGUCGCAUCGGUCAACCCCGCGCGCUACAAAGUCGCGCUCGCGUUCGUCGCGCAGGCCGAGCUGAACCCGCGCUGGGAUCCGCCGACGUCUGUGUUCGGAAGUUCGGCGCCCAAUGCGCCGCGCGUCGCAGCGAUAGGGCCAUCGUUCCCAAUACCGAUCUCGAAGUUGCCACCGACGCCGACGGACGGCAAGGAUGAGGCGGAGAAGGACAAGAAGCCUAACCUACCACCUGCGCCACCGAGACCGGUGGCGACGUCUGAGCGGGUCACGCCCCUACUCAGCCAACAACCGUCGCGGAUACCUGAUUUGGCACGACAGGUUCUACCGGGCUCGGUGUAUGGUCGUGCAACACGGUUGACGCAUCCACCUAUUCUCCAACGCGGCUCACAAAGGCUCACAUAUGGGCCCGGCGUCAACGCACCAUGGAACACGAACGCGCCGACACCGCCCGCCGCGCCCUUGAUGAACGCAAAGGGCAAAGACACAGGGGUGAACGGUGUCACCAAGGCUGGGGAGACAUCUGUCAAGACGCUCUCCGACGCACGUCUCUACGCGACGUGGGACUAUGAACAGAAGCGGUUCCACGAGCCACUCGUGCCUCGACGAGGGAGGAUAGGCAGUAUGCAGAGUGUCGGUGCGCCGGCGCCCCCGGUGCGACAGAGGAGCGAGAGCGGGCCACUGGGGUAGCGUCCAUUCAGGUAGGCUGGGCGAUGGUUGAUGGUGGUGGUAAUGUGAGGCUCGGACGGACAGAGAGUUAUUUGUGUUAUUGUGAUGUCUUUUGCAGUUGCUCUGUGUCGCAUACAUAGCUGGUAGGAAUCACCGCGUAUUACUUGUGCAAUGCAUAGUCCGUCGCUGGCCGUGUCUCGCGGCAACGACAGUACUUAUUAAAGUUA